GUCUCAAACUCGUGCGUCACGUGAUCCACCGGAGGAGCAGCGGCAGCACCAGCUCAGCGGUGGAGACACGAUCCCUCCGCCAAUAUUCGCUCUGUUUGUGAUUAACCUGAACGCUUUCGCCUCUUUUUGGCUUUGCGGUGGGGCCUGUGGUGAGUAGAAUGACCGGAAAGACCCAGACGAGCAACGUGACCAACAAGAAUGAUCCCCGCUCACUCAACUCUCGAGUCUUCAUCGGAAACCUGAACACGGCGGUGGUGACGAAGGCUGACAUCGAGGUGAUCUUUUGUAAAUACGGCAAGAUCGUGGGCUGCUCCGUGCACAAGGGCUACGCAUUUGUGCAGUACUCCAGUGAGAGGAACGCCAGAGCCGCUGUGUCCGGGGAGUACGCAAGGGUCAUCGCUGGACAGUCACUAGAUAUCAACAUGGCAGGGGAGCCGAAGCCGUACCGACCAAAGCUGGGCUCCAAAAGACCACUGUCGUCUCUCUACAGUGGCUAUGAGUUUGACUACGACUACUACAGAGAUGACUUCUAUAGCAGACUGUUUGAGUACCAUGGACGGGUGGUGCCCCCCUCCAGAGCUGUGAUCCCAAUUAAACGCUCUCGUGUCAUCGUCCCAUCCCGGAGACCCAAGUCCUCGUUCUCCAUCAGAGCCUGCUCCUCCUCCUCUUCCUCCUCUUGCUCUUCAUCGCGACAGUUCAACAAUAUCUCCUCUGCCCACGGACCCAGGCUGAAAUCUGACCAACUCGUAACAAUAAAAAAGGAGCUGUCUCAAAUCAAAACCAGGAUUGACUCUCUGCUGGGCCGACUGGAGAAGAUUGAGAGGCAGCAGUGGUCUGACGUUGAGAUGAUGCAGAGGAAGCAGGAGGAAGUGUGCGAGUGUCUCCAUGGCGACGCAGCGGACCAUUCUGGAGCAGAGGAGGGGGAGGCGGGCGAGGUGCAGGGGGAGGGAGGGGACAUGACGGACGGAGCAGAGGAAGACUACGAUGAAGACGAAGGCAACAGAGACCUGAUUGAGAACCACAUAUCAGACAUUGACAACUGAGAGAGAGACAGAAAUAAAGACGUCUAAAUGAAGACACCAGCAAAGCCUCUGGAUGUGACAGAAACACAGUGAAUUGUUAAGAGCCAGCAGAAGAGGAGAGGUUUCAGUCUUGUCUUGUUACAACUCUGAUGUGGACUUUCUGAAAAUGCCGGCUUAUGAAUAUUCACAAUAACUGCAAAAAGCAAUCAAUAAUCCCUGGAGUUAUUUCCUCUCAGAAAAACAAGGACUUUAUUUUGUGUGCUUAAUAUAAUCUCUGAUGAUCUGUAACAGUAACAGUGAUGAAAAUGUAAGUCAGCCAUGACAUUUGUCAUUGUGGAUGUAUUUAUUAUUUAUGUGCAUUAAAAACUCUGAGAGAGACUGCUGUUCAUUUGAAUGUAGGAAGUGUUUACACUUUACAAUUUAUUUAUCUUGGAAAAUGUAAUUUAUUCAAAAUUUGUGUUAUCGUGUAUUCAGUUCAAGGCACACAACAAUUACCAGAAUGCUGUUGAAAAUAUAACUAUUUCAUCUCUCAACUACAAAUAAGACUAUGUAACCCCUCAUUCAUCCAGGAGUGGUCCAGUAAAAAUCCUACUGUCUCAAGCCUACCAUCAAAUUGAAAAUGUCUUCUGGAUGGGAGCUGAAACCCCUUCAGUCCAAAAACUGUUCUCCAGAUGACCACCAUUUGAGACCUUCUUUACAUUGAACAUACA
Messenger RNA from Boleophthalmus pectinirostris (great blue-spotted mudskipper), 1732 nucleotides. RefSeq names its product RNA-binding Raly-like protein. NCBI's taxonomy places the organism in Eukaryota, Metazoa, Chordata, Actinopteri, Gobiiformes, Gobiidae. Gene Ontology annotation, molecular function: RNA binding. The transcript is spliced from 9 exons. The record is from RefSeq and is a predicted model, not a curated record. The coding region runs from base 159 to 1043 and encodes 294 amino acids. Gene Ontology annotation, cellular component: nucleus.